AUGCAUUUCAUCAGGACUGUCGUCUCUCUUUUCGCCCUCUCCAGCUUUGCUGCUGCGCAGUAUGCUGAGGAUGAGCACGCCGGCCUCUCCCGUCGCCAACUGGCUGAGGCCCGGGAGGAUUUUCUCGCCGCUCGUGACGAGUACCUUGCCGCUCGAGACGAGUAUAUUGAGAAGCGCGAUCUCUUCCGCCGUGGGCCUCUCUAUGGCAAGUGCGGGAUAGUCCUCAAUCCCAAACCAUCCUCACUUCCAGCCACUAAACCACCUGGAGUCAAGGUCGAGGACCUGAUUUGCGUUUCCGGGAGAAACAACCCUAUAGACCAAAAAAAACCGCCAAAGGUUUAG
This is a messenger RNA of Clonostachys byssicola, 342 nucleotides long. Lineage: Eukaryota; Fungi; Ascomycota; Sordariomycetes; Hypocreales; Bionectriaceae. The record is from the annotation of a GenBank genome assembly.